CCUUGCCCUCCCAAGUCACGUAUCCAUUGAGCAUCCACCUCCUCUCAGAAUGGCCGACCUAGCAGUCCUGGCGUCAAGCGGCAACGAAGUCAAAGUUGCCGCUGCUCGGUCCGGUUACGUCCCCGGAACCUGCUUAAACUGCCGGCGUCAAAAGCAGCGUUGCGACAGGGUUCUUCCUCAAUGCUCUCGUUGUUCUAUGAAAGCAGUUCGAUGUGUCUAUCCAACAAGGAACGAUGCGCCAGCCCGCGGGCUCGCACCGAUAUUUAACAGCACGGCUGACAUGCUGCUACCGUGCUCCAGUCCUUGUCGGUUCCAUCUAUCUCCUCUUGGCGAGCGCAAUCUGCUCUGGGCAGCUUGCUCAAGUUCCAGCUGUUAUGCCGAAGGAGACUCCUCCCAAGCAUCGCUAUCUUUUCUCGUCAGAGACAUGUUUGGCCAUGCCUCCAUUGACUUGACAGAUAUUGUGGCCAAGUAUUUCAGUCUUGCCUAUCACUGGUUUCCCUUCUUGGACAAGGAGAAUGUCUACAGCCAAGCAGCGCAAUUCAUCUCGGGCGGUUUUAUCUCGGGCGCGGCUAAUCGCGACAACUUUGCUCUAUUGCUGCUUUCCAUGCACAUAUUCUCGGAAAGCCCUUGCCAGUAUUCGCCUCAUCCGGCACAGAGCGCUUUAUACCGCACAGCGCGGCAGCUCUUUGCCGUUCUUCAGUCGUCUCCGGAUAUUCAGCUGCUGCAAUGCGGCAUUAUCUUAACGAUGUACGCGUGUGGCCAUGGUUUGGGCAGAGAAGCGUAUGAAACCUUGACAUUAUGCAUUGGUCUCAUUCGGCGACUCGGCUUCAGCGAAUAUUUUGCGGCAGAUUCAAAGGAUAGUGCUGUCAAAGAUUAUCGCAGCCAACACGAGCUAGAUCUCCAUUGGAGCGCAAUUAUCUUACUGGAUCGCACUAUUGCUCUGUCUACCAUCGAUCACUGUCUGCCAUAUCUAGUAGAGGAGGCUCACCUCCCCCCCAACUCUGCCAUCUUAAGAGUAACACAAGCCGAUCUCUACUCACAAGAUCCUAUCCGGAACUUCUUGGCUCGAGCCGAGCAUUCUAUUCGCAUGGGGGAUAUGCUGAGGGCGAUAAGAAGAAGCAAGUUUCCUAUUUGCGAAACUAUUGCCAUGACUCUCAGUGCCUUAAUUAUGCUAUAUCGCACGAAUGACUACUACAAGGUAGCAAGGCACAAUCCGAAGAGCAUAUUAACAUUCACCUGCGCACGCAAUAUGAUUAUUGAAACAUGCCGCGCCGAAUCCGAAUGGCUGGAGAAACACGGCUGGUUUAACAGCACCAGACCGUGCUUCAUAGGAUUAUGUUGCUUAUAUGGCGCCGCUGCUCACCUGGACGGGCUUUGUGUGGAUGGAUUACCGGCAGAAGAUAGGAGUACUCUCAGAAAUGCUGUAUCGGACUUUGCAAGGCGCUGGAAAAUUUCAGACAAUUUCUUGCGCCAUCUUGAUUUAGCCAAGAGAGUAAGUGGCAGCUAAAGACGGCUGAAUCGUCCCGAAACUUGCCAAUCCUGUAUUUUCCCAGUUUUGAUUCAUAUAUCUCGUCUAUAUUUACAUCCAUCCUUUCGGCAAUGCUCAGCCAAUAUACCUUCCGUAUUUUGUCAAGACCUCAUCCACCCUUAAGCGAUCAAUAUCCUCCUCUCUUAAGCAUACAGCCACAUCAAUAUCUCCAGCGUCCGUCCUAGGCAUAAAGU
This is a messenger RNA of Trichoderma atroviride IMI 206040, 1722 nucleotides long. NCBI's taxonomy places the organism in Eukaryota, Fungi, Ascomycota, Sordariomycetes, Hypocreales, Hypocreaceae. The record is from RefSeq and is a predicted model, not a curated record.